Molecule: messenger RNA, 2064 nt
Organism: Endocarpon pusillum Z07020
Lineage: Eukaryota; Fungi; Ascomycota; Eurotiomycetes; Verrucariales; Verrucariaceae
Exons: 1
Coding region: 1-2064 (687 amino acids)
Biological process (GO): nuclear envelope organization
Cellular component (GO): nuclear envelope; meiotic nuclear membrane microtubule tethering complex
Molecular function (GO): protein-membrane adaptor activity
Source: RefSeq, a predicted model, not a curated record
AUGCCUCCACGACGUACCACGCGUGCUGCGACUUCCACACCUACUAGAACUCUUCCUGCUGCCACCAGACCGUUAAACCACGGCAAUACUCCAGGUAGAACAGCCACCCUUGAAACCACCCCACUCCCCGAUGUCGAAGCGGAACUAUCGUUUGCAUAUGGCUCGUCCAAUACGAAACCUCUACCCUUGCAACUAGUGGCGCAUAAGAAACAAAGCCACCAGCAGAUACUUGAAAUUGUUGAUAUAGGGGUUGUUGAAGCUAACAAAAACUUCGCAGCUCAAGCAGUCGAAGCCGAGCAGUAUGGCACCACAACUGCAGUAGCUCGUGCGGCGCGAGCUGCUAGACGAUCUUCAGAGCGUGAAUCCAGAGCAAGUUCGGUCGAAGAGGAUCAAACGCCGGUGCCGCAAAUAUCCCGCCGUCGGAAAGGCUUCUCCACGGAGAAAACCAACCAAUGGCUUGACGACAUUGAAGAAGAAGCUGACUCCCAAGAAAGAGCCGGUACUCAAGACGAUGCCGGUUCGCAACGGGUAUCCUAUGUCCAAGCGAAGGCUGGUACCCAAGGAGGGCAAAAUGCUCAGGAAGAAGCCGGGUCUCAAGGAGAUCUCAAAUCCCGUGAUGAUUCCUCUCUCUCGAACAAUUCUCAUCGUUCUCUCGACCGAGACACGGAGUCAUCUCCUCCGGAAACUCAACGUGGACAGUCUACCAUGCCCGACCUCAACCAUUGGGACCACACCUAUACACAAGAGCGUGGCCUUCACUCUCAAGGCACCACUCAGCCUCCUACCGAUGCUUGGAGUAGAUUCCUGUGCUAUGUGACAGAUGUUCGCGACUUCUUUCUCCUCCGGUGGAACCGUAUAUGGUGGUAUUUUCACGACUAUUCCUUUGAAAAAUUCCGGACUCACUGCUAUGAGUUGGCUUUUAUGGGUUGUAUACUCUUUCUGAUUUUUGCCGGCGCGCUUUUCAUGACAACUGUAUUCUGCUGGUGGUUCUGUGAGACGCCUUGGUCUCUCAGCCCGUCAGGAUCAUGGCACCACCGUGUCAACGGCAUGUGCAGAUAUACCGCAAUGGACUGGCGGUCAAGGGAUACCACUGCAGAUGCAACCUCAACAGGCACUUCCGCGUCGCAGAUCAGCCGUCUUAUGAAACAGAUCAAACGUCAGGAGGAACUUGUCCACGAUUUGCAAGCGAAACAGUCCGUCACAUCUGCCACCGUGGACGAACUCACCGAACGACAAGCAGAACUUUUGAAGUACCAGUCUGAGCUCCAAGGCAAAUUGGCCAAGGCCGAAGCCGCCCAAGCUGCUUCUUCAUCUCGAUCCUCUAAAUCUCCAUGGCAAUCACCCUACCUAGCCCCAAUCUUCAAGCGAAUCAACUACGCAUCCCCUGGCCUUGGCGCAGUCAUCGACCCCUACCUCACCUCGCCCACAAAAGCAAAACACUUUCCUUUUUACCAACGUCUCCUCCUGGAUAGUGCCGGCAUCAAGAAAUACCAAUCUCGACCCCCCAUCCAAGCAUUGACGCCGUGGACCGAAAUUGGUGACUGCUGGUGCGCGGCUCUGACCGAAAGCCCCAACCAUCCCACAUCAAAGUCGAAAAUCCAGAUGGAUGGCCGCAAUGGCCGUUACGUGCAACUAGCCAUCAUGCUAGGCUAUGACAUCUUUCCGGAUGAAAUCGUGAUCGAACACCUACCAAUCAAAACCACUCCCUUCCCCGGCAUCGCCCCCAAAGAUAUCGAAAUCUGGGCCGAUUUUGGCCAUCUAUCUCACAAGGAAUUCGCAUCGUUGACAGCAGGUCCGCGUGGGUUAAAAGAAGUGGAACUGUAUCCCCCAAUGGGGCUGCUAGGGACAUUCCAGUACGACGCCGUGGCCAACGAGAAGGAAGGGAGAUACGUGCAGGUGUUCCGCUUGGAGUACAAUCAAAAUCAGCACGAUGAGUUUUGGACCAAGAAGCUGGUGGUGAGGGUCAAGCGGAAUUGGGGCGGAGAGAACACGUGUCUAUAUCGUGUCAGGGUGCACGGUGUGCCUGUACAUCCACAUCCGGAGCUUGUGGCAGAGGAUGAUUAG